Messenger RNA from Polypterus senegalus (gray bichir), 996 nucleotides. Its product is annotated as killer cell lectin-like receptor subfamily G member 1. The record is from RefSeq and is a predicted model, not a curated record. The transcript is spliced from 5 exons. The coding region runs from base 240 to 779 and encodes 179 amino acids. NCBI's taxonomy places the organism in Eukaryota, Metazoa, Chordata, Cladistia, Polypteriformes, Polypteridae.
UUGGAUUUGGACUAAAUUCUGAAUCUAUAAUAUCACCGUAUGAAUAUAUGAAUUCAAUUGAAGGGGCUCAUAUUUCUACUGUUAAUACCUCCUCAUUUGAGAGCAGAAUGGUCCUCUUUUCAUAAGCAGAUAGCAAACCACCUUCAAGCAGACAGGAUUUCCUGGUGUCUCUAAUUUUAACACUUGUGUCUUUUAUUCCAAACAGCUCAAAAUUUCUUGUUGUUAAGUAUUAGGCAGUCAUGGCUGAAAAAGAGGCACACAGGAUGAUAAAUAUUAUCGAAAUAAGAGACAUUGAAUCCAGCAUCAGAACUUCAGAGAAAAACUAUAAGACGUGCCUGUAUGUGACCAUUAGUGGAAUCAUCUUUGGAUUUCUUCUGGCAGUGGGACUGGCACAGCGGGUACAGAUGUCCUCAGGUAAAUGCUGUCCUGACAUGUGGGUGCGCUAUGAAAAGGACUGUUACUACCUUUCAACCAAUCAAACGACAUGGAGUUUGAGUAAGGACGACUGCAUCUCCCGGGGAGCAGGUCUUGUCAUAGCUACGCACCCUGAAGAGCUGAAUUUUCUGCUACUCCAGUGCAGAUCUUUUAUGUCAUUCUGGAUCGGACUGAGGAGAAAUCCUGGGCAGGAAUGGAUGUGGACUGACAAUCAGCCCUUCACUCUUGACAGGGUGAAUAAAAGUGUUCCUGAUGGAGAUUGUGCCAUGCUGGAAAAAAACUGGAUACACAGUCACAACUGCAGCCGCGUGAAACACUGGAUCUGUAAAAUGGCAGCUGACUGAAGUCAGAACAGCACCAGUACAUGUUCAAGACACCUGAAUGCUCUUUUUCUUUAUCUACUGUUACAGAAACGUGCCAUUUUUGGGAAUGAUUUGAAUUUUAAAGUAAAAGAUCAAUGAGAGCCGUGCAUUUUCCAUUAAUGGUAACCUAAUACAGUUUUCAUGAAGUAAUGCUACACCGUUCUGUACCAGCGUAAUAAUAAACGGCAGGCAAAGUCUA